GCCGGGACACGGAGCCCGUCCAGGGGGAGAAAUCACCGCCACGACCGUCACUUCACAUCACAGCUCCGAGAUGACAAAGUCCCAGUGAAGCUGAGAGAGAUGUCGCAGAAGAAGAUAUUCCUGGUUUUCGUUGCCAUCAGUACUGUCAGUCUUCUGCUGCACCAUGGGGGCCACUUCAGCUGGACCAUGGAGGCUUUCCACCUCGGUUGUCCCGCCCUCCGUUCCCACCCUGCCGCAGGCUUGAAACCUAAACACACCAAUGUGGCCUUCCUCAAGACCCACAAAACGGCCAGCACCACCAUGCAGAACCUGCUCUUCCGCUUUGCGGAGCACAACAACCUGACGGUGGCGUUGCCUGUGCAGGCCUGCAGCCACCAGUUCUGCUAUCCACGCUCCUUCACCUCUCACUUUGUCCAUUCGCACACGCUGCCGCCAAACAUCAUCACCAGCCACAUGCGCUUCAACAAGGCGGAGCUGCAGCGCCUGAUGCCAAACGACACAAUAUAUGUCACAAUAUUGAGAGAGCCGGGCUCCAUGUUUGAAUCCUUGUUCAGUUACUACAACCAGUAUUGUCAGAGCUUCAAGAGGGUCCCCAACGGCUCCCUGGAGGCUUUCCUAGAGGAGCCCUGGCGCUACUACCGGCCAGAUGAAAAGGACUCCAUGUAUGCACGCAACACCCUGACUUUCGACUUGGGUGGAGACAAGGACCGCCCAGCAACAGAUGUGGUGUAUGCGCGGGCCUUUGUUGCAGAGGUAGAGCGAGUUUUCUCCCUGGUGAUGAUUGCUGAGUACUUUGAUGAGUCUCUGGUUCUCCUUCGCCAUCUCCUCUCCUGGGAUCUGGAUGACAUUCUGUACUUUAAGCUCAACAUGCGGACCCCGAGCUCAAAGCGGAGCCUGACACCGGGCCUCCCUGCAAAGAUCCGUGCCUGGAAUUCCUUGGAUGCACGUCUCUACGACCACUUCAACGCCUCACUGUGGCGCCAGCUGUCAGCCCUGGGUCCGGCCUGUGUGGCAAGGGAGGUGCGACUCCUUCGCCGAGCCCAGGAGAGGCUCAUGAGGAGCUGCUUCGGUGGGCGGAUGCCACUUCUCCGCUCAGCAGCACAGAUCAAAAACAAGGAUCUCCGCCCCUGGCAGCCUAGUGGAAAAGUUGAUAUUGUGGGCUACGAUCUACCAGUAAAUCUCAGCCGUGGGUUCUCGAGCCAGGCCCAGGAACUCUGCCUCAAGCUCAUCAUGCCAGAGGUCCAGUACACACGGGUUCUCCUACGUUCCCAAUCACUGCGCUACCGACGAAGCUACCAGCUCCGGUCUCCGCAGCAGUCACAUCCCCUCCAGCAGCCCAUACGUACAGUCCUGCCCCGGCACCGCAGUCAACAACCUCCUGCAGCCCCCGGCCCUGCGUCAGGAACAGGGUCCACCUCCACUUCAAAGCCUGCUGCAGGAACUCAAGUUGCCGUGGUUACCCUCCUGGAGGAGCAAAAGGCGUGGCUGACGGCUGAGGACACCGUGGGCUGA
This is a messenger RNA of Seriola dumerili (greater amberjack), 1512 nucleotides long. RefSeq names its product galactose-3-O-sulfotransferase 3 (gene gal3st3). The transcript is spliced from 4 exons. The record is from RefSeq and is a predicted model, not a curated record. NCBI's taxonomy places the organism in Eukaryota, Metazoa, Chordata, Actinopteri, Carangiformes, Carangidae. The coding region runs from base 100 to 1512 and encodes 470 amino acids. Gene Ontology annotation, biological process: glycolipid biosynthetic process. Gene Ontology annotation, cellular component: membrane. Gene Ontology annotation, molecular function: galactosylceramide sulfotransferase activity.